GACCAUCAAAGUUGAGAGAGAUAGAUAUUGGGGGAGAGAGAGAGAGAGAGAGAGAGAGAGAGAGAGAGAGAGUGGGAGAGAGAGAAUCAGAUUCUCUUGGAUUGAGAGAUUCUUCGGCGGAGCUGUCGAAGGGCUCAUCGUCGUCUUCCUCAUUCCGUCUCUCUUCCUCAAGCUCAAGAAAGAUGGGUGCUGGUGGUAGAAUGCAAGUUCCUCCUUCCUCCAAGAAGUCGGAAUCCAAUGCCCUGAAACGGGUUCCAUGCGCAAAACCGCCCUUCUCUCUUGGAGAUCUCAAGAAAGCCAUCCCCCCUCACUGUUUCAAGCGCUCUAUCCCUCGCUCUUUCUCCUACCUUAUCACCGACCUCAUCAUAAUCUAUUGCUUCUAUUACAUUGCCACCAACUACUUCUCUCUCCUCCCUCAACCUCUCUCGUAUCUAGCCUGGCCGCUCUACUGGGCCUGUCAGGGCUGUGUAAUGACCGGUGUCUGGGUCAUAGCCCACGAGUGUGGCCACCACGCUUUCAGCGAUUACCAGUGGCUCGACGAUACGGUUGGCCUCAUCUUCCAUUCCCUCCUCCUCGUUCCGUACUUCUCCUGGAAAUACAGUCACCGUCGUCACCACUCCAACACGGGUUCCCUUGACAAGGACGAGGUGUUUGUCCCCAAGCAGAAAUCCGCCAUCAGAUGGUAUUCCAAGUACCUAAACAACCCUCUUGGCCGUGUCAUGACCCUUACCAUCCAGCUCGUCCUCGGAUGGCCUCUCUACCUGAUGUUCAACGUCUCGGGCAGACCGUACGAACGAUUCGCGUGCCAUUUCGACCCUAACGGCCCGAUCUACUCCGACCGAGAACGCCUCCAGAUUUACGUCUCAGAUGCCGGGAUCCUCGCCGUUUGCUAUGCCCUUUACCGCAUCUCGGCCGCAAAGGGGUUGGCGUGGAUGCUCUGCUAUUACGGAGUUCCUCUCCUCGUGGUUAACGGGUUCCUCGUCCUGAUCACUUACCUUCAGCACACUCACCCGGCCUUGCCUCACUAUGACUCGUCCGAGUGGGACUGGUUCAGAGGGGCUCUAGCCACAGUGGACCGGGAUUACGGGAUCUUGAACAAGGUCUUCCAUAACAUUACGGACACUCACGUGGCUCACCAUCUCUUCUCGACGAUGCCGCAUUAUCACGCGAUGGAAGCUACAAAGGCGAUAAAGCCGAUUCUCGGGGAGUAUUACCAGUUCGACGGGAUGCCGGUCUAUAAGGCGAUGUGGAGAGAGGCGAAGGAGUGCAUUUACGUUGAGCCCGAUGAGAGUGGCGAGAAGAAGGGUGUUUUCUGGUACAACAAUAAGCUAUGAAGGACAGGUCACGGUGGAAGUGAAGUAACAGAAGAAACAGAGAGUGGUAUCUUGUUCCUUCUCCUUAGUUUGUGUCCGAGAAACAUUUAAGCAGUUUGGAAUAAUCUUUUUCUUCUUUUUUUUCGGACUUAGCUAAAAAUGUGUCUUCUCGUCGGUAGUGUUUGGCGUCGUCGUUGCUGUCGUUGGAAUGUGACUUGUGGGUGUUGUUGUGUAAUGGAAAAAAGUUUCAAGCUUUACGAUUGAAACUUUAAACAUUAUAAUA
This is a messenger RNA of Tarenaya hassleriana, 1596 nucleotides long. RefSeq names its product delta(12)-fatty-acid desaturase-like. The record is from RefSeq and is a predicted model, not a curated record. Gene Ontology annotation, molecular function: oxidoreductase activity, acting on paired donors, with oxidation of a pair of donors resulting in the reduction of molecular oxygen to two molecules of water. NCBI's taxonomy places the organism in Eukaryota, Viridiplantae, Streptophyta, Magnoliopsida, Brassicales, Cleomaceae. Gene Ontology annotation, biological process: lipid metabolic process. The transcript has 2 exons. Bases 183 to 1334 code for a protein of 383 amino acids.